AUGAGUUGGAUAUGCAGCUGGUUUGGCAAUGAACCUCAGAGCAAGACGCUGGGAGAAAAAGAUGCCAUGAAUAAUUCCAUAGUUGACAAGUCCUACUUUUCCUUUGACGACUUGUCAUGUGCAAGCAAGUUGAUCAAAGUCAUGCCAGCUAUGGACAUGGAGAGGCGUGUCAGAGAGUUCCGACGUCAAAACCCCCAGCCCUUCACUAUCAGUGUUACGUUCAAACUCGCUGUUAUCGAAAAACGUAUCGACAACUGCCCCUAA
Messenger RNA from Fusarium venenatum, 264 nucleotides. The record is from RefSeq and is a predicted model, not a curated record. Lineage: Eukaryota; Fungi; Ascomycota; Sordariomycetes; Hypocreales; Nectriaceae.